Messenger RNA from Puccinia graminis f. sp. tritici CRL 75-36-700-3, 1311 nucleotides. RefSeq lists its product as uncharacterized. The record is from RefSeq and is a predicted model, not a curated record. NCBI's taxonomy places the organism in Eukaryota, Fungi, Basidiomycota, Pucciniomycetes, Pucciniales, Pucciniaceae. The transcript has 4 exons. The coding region runs from base 212 to 1207 and encodes 331 amino acids.
GUUGCCAGCUGGGAAUGGGAAUGAUGAAUUUCCCUGAACCUGCAACCGAAUGUGCCCCUUCGACAACCCUGCAACCACUCCCCCUCUCCUCCCAUAUCCUCCAGUUUGUAAAUAAGUCUAUCUUUCUUUCAACCGAAGCCAUCGAGAGAAGAACAGUUUAUAAUUGUUAAGAUUGUUAGUUUACAUAUUUAAUUUUUGGGUUUUUACGUCAAUGUCCAGAUCAAGGAACUUCUGCUUCCUUCAAUCGUCCUUCUCCGAUCUUCUUCCUGUCAAGCCUGCCACCGGCCCCACCCUCCGAGAUCUCAUCCUCAACACCCGGCCCAGUCAAUCAGCGGUAAUAUCAGUCCUCCAGCGAGUCCCGACCAGCCCGACCGGAUCCCGCUGGAGAGCCUACAGCACUUCCUCGGCCCAACUGAAGAACAUCACCGCCGAACAGGCCACCCAAACCGGACCAAGACCAUGGACAUCGAUCACCCUGAUUUCGUUGGCGACGCUCUCGAUCGGCUACCUCGUCGGAACUAGCUAUCCGCCCAGUCUCAUGAGCCAACUCGUCAUCAAUUCCUUCCUCAAACCCUCCUCUACCAGCUCAUCCUCCCAUCCCCAUCAUCACCAUGACUCGCCAGAGGCCCAGGAGAUCACCAACGCCAUCGAAUCCCAGCUCCAUCAACUCCAGAUCGUCAAACAACUUAAUGCUCAACCCGACCGUUGGCUGUCCUUCAGACCAUUCAAUAAACUUGCUCGGCAUCAGAUGUCUCAUAGCCUUACUUAUUCAACCCUCAGAGGCCCUGGGAAAUUCGCAAUCCCUCCCAUAGUAUUCAUUAACAAGGAUAAAACAGAAGCAGUAGUGGUCGUGCACGUAGGCGAUUUGAUGUGUGGACACGAUGGGAUCGUCCAUGGAGGCUUACUCGCGACGAUUUGCGAUGAAGGACUAGCCGCCCUUGCGUUCAGCAAUUUGCCCAACAUGAUCGGAGUGACGGCGAGUCUGAAGUUGGACUACAAGAAGCCGGUCCUUGCCAACCAGUUCAUCAUCCUCCGCUCCUGGCUCCCGGGCGAUCGAGCGCCCAAAGGCAGGAAAGUCUGGGCCGAUGGGCGGAUCGAAAACUUGGCUGGAGACGUCCUGGUCGAAGCUGAGAGCUUGUUUGUCGAACCCAAAGGAGCAAAAUUCAUCAGCAACAGCCAGGUCAAAGAAUUCAUGACGAAAGGUUAAACACAUCAUAAACACCCAUAUAUAUACAUACCUCGAAUGUCCCCUCUUUCCUUUGCUUGUAUACUUGUGUAUAUAUAUGUGGACGGGUGUGUAUAUAUGUGUAC